Messenger RNA from Diabrotica virgifera virgifera (western corn rootworm), 949 nucleotides. RefSeq lists its product as uncharacterized. NCBI's taxonomy places the organism in Eukaryota, Metazoa, Arthropoda, Insecta, Coleoptera, Chrysomelidae. Bases 62 to 802 code for a protein of 246 amino acids. The record is from RefSeq and is a predicted model, not a curated record. The transcript has 2 exons.
UAUUGGUUCAGUUGGGUUUUGUCGCUCUCGUUGUGAACAUCGUGUCGCGGUUAACAAAAAUAUGUCUUCAAAAGCAAAGGAGGAAGAAAGAAAAUUUAUUCUAGAGUGCAUCGAUAUGUAUCGGUCGUUACCGGCUCUGUGGAAUGUGAAGAGUAAAUACUAUAGUAAUAAAAUUAUAAAAAAUCAGCAGUACGAUCAAUUACUCCGAAAAUAUAAAGAAUAUUAUCCAAAUGCUGAUAAGUCGCAAUUAGUUAAAAAAAUCAAUUCGCUCCGCACUAACUUCAGAAAAGAGUUAAAACGUAUGACGGAUGCUGAAAAAAGCGGUGCUGGGACAGGCACACUACCAACAUUAUGGUAUUAUACAGAAAUGCAAUUUCUUGUGGGCCAGGACGAACCUAAUACUUUACAAAGGGAAGAACGUGAUGACAAGGAAGAAGCUGAAAACUAUAUCAAUAAUGUGGACAGGGGUAGCUCAAAGACUACUUCAACAAUUUGUCGCGAAAAGAAGGAACCACCCAAAAAGAAGAGAAGAAAACUCGAUGAGUUCAAAGAAUUAAUUUCAUUGGCACGUAAACACCUUGAAAAACCUCAGAAUGAUUAUGAGAAAAUUGCUUCUGCCUGGGCAGUAGAAUUAGCAAAAAUGGCGCCACGACAACAAAUUUUUGCAAAAAAGGCCAUUAACGACGUCUUGUUUGAAGGUCAAAUGGGAACGCUGGACAGGGAUUCUGUACAAAUUAAUAUUUUCAGUGGUGCAUCGACUCUCCAUGUUCAACCAAGUCCCGUGUUUUAUGAUAGUACAUAACAUAUCAAUUGAACAACAACCAAAUAACAUGAACAAUUUGGAGUCUUCUACAGUUUGUCACUACUUACUACUUAUCCUUUUCCACAUAUCAAUAAAAUAAUACGUAGAUUAUACAGUAAACUAACAUAUAUGUAAAAUAAAUUUUGU